Molecule: messenger RNA, 489 nt
Organism: Cutaneotrichosporon cavernicola
Lineage: Eukaryota; Fungi; Basidiomycota; Tremellomycetes; Trichosporonales; Trichosporonaceae
Exons: 3
Coding region: 1-489 (162 amino acids)
Source: RefSeq, a predicted model, not a curated record
AUGCUCACUCUCCCUCUCGCAAUCACUUGCCUCGCUUCCCUCGUGGCCGCCACGGCAGACGAAGGCCGCCUCCUCACCCGCGCGGAGAUGAAGCGUAUCCUCUGGCGCUACGGUGCCGACCGCAAGACACUCGUGACCUGCGGCGGAGGGCCCUACGUCGGUGCGCGGAAUGGCGACAAGCUUACUCUCGCCACAGAGUACCUCCGCUACUGCAAUCCCACGUGGGGUGUGUUCGGCGACCACAUCACCUCGGUGGGUUCGCCUGAGCGCUGUAUCGACGCGACGCUCAGCCCGGGGAAUGGCGUGCAGCCGCAUAUGUGGGAAUGCUACAAUGUGCCGCAGCAGAAGUGGCGGUACCACUCUGACGGCACGGUGCGUCUCGAUGGCCGCAACCUCUGUCUGGACGUGACGGACGGCGACGCGACCAAGAAGGUGCAGAUGUGGACGUGCAGUGCUGGCAACCGGAACCAGCAGUGGGACCUUGCGUAG